Molecule: messenger RNA, 2850 nt
Organism: Triticum turgidum subsp. durum (durum wheat)
Lineage: Eukaryota; Viridiplantae; Streptophyta; Magnoliopsida; Poales; Poaceae
Source: the annotation of a GenBank genome assembly
AUGGCUAGAUACACUAUAUUGGAACGCGGUUUGGAGAUAUGGCGUAUUGAAAAUUUCAAGCCAGUUCCUGUACCGACAUCUUCACAUGGAAAAUUUUACAUGGGUGAUUCAUAUAUCAUCUUAAAGACAACAGCCUUGAAAAACGGUUCCUUCCGCCAUGAUAUCCAUUAUUGGCUUGGUAAAGAUACUAGUCAGGAUGAAGCAGGAACUGCUGCAAUUUUAACUGUGGAGCUUGACGCUGCACUUGGAGGGCGUGCUGUCCAGUACCGGGAAUCGCAAGGCAAUGAAACUGAAAAGUUGCUCUCAUAUUUUAGACCAUGUAUCAUGCCACAGCCAGGAGGGGUAGCUUCUGGGUUCAAUCAUGUAGAAGUCAAUGAGCAGGAGCACGUUACCAGGUUAUAUGUGUGCAGAGGAAAGCAUGUUGUUCAUGUUAAGGAGGUUCCUUUUGCUCGAUCUUCCCUCAACCACGACGACAUAUUUAUUUUGGAUACCAAGUCCAAAAUAUUCCAGUUCAAUGGCUCCAACUCAUGUAUUCAAGAGAGAGGAAAAGCUCUCGAAGUUGUGCAGUAUAUCAAAGAUACUUUCCAUGAGGGGAAGUGUGAAGUCGCAGCUGUUGAGGAUGGAAAGUUGAUGGCUGAUGCCGAAGCUGGUGAAUUUUGGGCUUUGUUUGGUGGCUUUGCUCCUCUUCCGAGGAAGACAGCUUCAGAGGAGACUGGGGAAGAAACAGAAGCUGCAGUCAAAUUGCUAUGUUUUAAUCAAGGACAGCUGGAGCCUAUUGGUUUUGAAUCGUUGACGCAUGAUUUGCUUGAGACAAACAAAUGCUACUUGUUAGAUUGUGGUGCUCAAAUGUAUGUUUGGAUGGGCAGAACUACUUCUUUGCAACAGAGGAAAGGUGCAAGUGAAGCUGCCGAGAAAUUGCUCACUGGUGAUAGCCGAACAAAAUCACAUGUUAUGAAAAUGAUUGAGGGAUACGAAACAGUAACGUUCAAGUCAAAAUUUAAUGAGUGGCCACCAACUCCUGAUUUGAAAUUGUCGUCUGAGGACGGAAGAGGCAAAGUUGCAGCUCUCCUCAAAAGUCAAGGAUUAGAUGUCAAGGGCUUGAUGAAAAGUGCACCUGUAACAGAAGAACCUGAGUCUUAUAUUGAUUGCACUGGUCAUUUACAGGUCUGGCGUGUAAAUGGAAAUGCCAAGACUCUUCUGGCAUCAUCCGAACAAUCAAAAUUUUACACUGGAGAUUGCUACAUUUUUCAAUACACAUAUACUGGAGAGGACAAAGAGGAAUGUCUUAUUGGAACAUGGUUUGGGAAUAAGAGUGUUGAGGAGGAGAGGGUUGCAGCAAUUUCACUGGCUAGCAAGAUGGUUCAGGCUGCAAAAUUCCAGGCUACCAUGGCUCGCCUUUAUGAAGGGAAAGAACCAAUUCAGUUCUUUGUCAUAUUUCAGAGUCUCCAAGUGUUUAAGGGUGGUCUUAGCUCUGGAUACAAGAAAUUCAUUGCUGAAAAUGGUCUGGAUGAUGAUAGUUACUCUGAAGCUGGACUAGCGCUAUUCCGGAUUCAAGGCUCAGGACCAGAAAACAUGCAAGCAAUUCAAGUAGAUGCAGUGUCUUCAUCCUUAAAUUCGUCAUAUUGUUACGUUCUACAUGAUGGAAACAGUGUGUUCACAUGGAUUGGGAACCUGACUACCUCACUGGAUCAGGAGUUAAUUGAGAGACAGCUAGAUGCAAUUAAGUCAGAUCUGCCAUCCAGAUCACAGAAGGAGGGCAGAGAAACUGAUAAAUUCUGGGAAUUACUGGGUGGUAAAGUGAAGUAUUCAAACAAGAAAAUAGAAACAGAGCAGGAAAGUGACCCUCGUCUUUUUUCAUUGGAGUUUGCAUUCCAACAUGUACUGACACUUCUGUUCUUCCGGUGCCAACAAUAUUGCUGUUGGGGGGUUCAAGAUGGCAACUUGAGGGUCAAAGAAGUAUAUCACUUUACUCAGGAUGAUCUGAUAGCAGAGGAUGUUUUUGUUCUAGAUUGUCACUCGUACAUAUUUGUUUGGUUCGGUCAGGAGGUUGAUGCUAAAGUGAAAACACAAGCUAUGGAUAUUGGAGAGAAAUUUCUCGUGCGCGAUUUCCUUAGGGAAAAUCUCUCCCGGGAAACAACGAUUUUCACUGUCUCGGAAGGAAGUGAGCCUCAAUUUUUUACUAGGUUCUUCACCUGGGACUCUGCAAAAUCUUUGAUGCAUGGCAGUUCAUACCAAAGGAAGCUUGCCAUUUUAAAGGGUGGAGCAACUAAAUUGCUUGAUAAACCAAAACGCCGAACACCAGCAGUUUCAGGAAGAGGUGCAGCACAAGAUAAAGCUCAGCGCUCAAGAAGCAUGUCCACCAGCCCGGAGUGCCACCGCGUUCGAGGCAGAUCUCCGGCCUUUGCAGCAUUAACUUCUGCCUUUGAGAAACCUAGUACCAGGAAUCUUUCCACCCCUCCCCCUGCUGUUAAAAAGCUUUUCCCUAAAUCAACCGGACCUGAUACGUCGAAAGAGGCAGCUAUCAGUGAGCUCACCAGUUCUUUGGAGGGUCCCUUGAAAAGAACAAUACCGAAGUCAGUAAAAGCGAGCCAAGAGGCAGGGAAGGCAAUACAGGAGGAAGAUGGCGCAGGCGACGACGAGCCAGAGGAUGACGAGGGGCGUACAGUCUUCCCGUACGAACGCCUGGUAACCACAUCCGAGGAUCCUGCGCUCGACAUCGACAUCACCCAGCGAGAGAUCUACUUAUCGACGGCCGAGUUCCGCGAGAAGUUGGGCAUGAAAAGGACAGCGUUCUACAAGCUCCCCAAGUGGAAGCAGAACAAGCUGAAAUCUGCAGUGCAGCUCUUUUAG